GUCCCAUUGACAUUAAUGAAUAGUGCAUGGCAAAGUUAAGUUCUUUGCUUUCAGUGGCUUUGCUCUGAGUAGAACUUAGCUGAAUACCACCCAAAGUAGUAGCAACCUGGCUAGUAACUAACCCAAGUACACGUAACUGACACAGUUUCCACCCUGUUUAUUCCUGGGCGCUCUUCCUUCUCCUGUGCUCUUCGAAGUUUUGUUUUAGGCUGCAAGUUCCUCCGGGAAGAACCUGUUUAUCCUCUUGCAUUCUGUUCCGUGAAAAGAGCCAUGCACAUGGAUACUGAGAGUUAUCAAGCCAACAGGUGAUAAAACACGCAGUGUGGUUGUAAAUGCCACUUUGCUUAUUUGCAGACAUUCUAGUGCUAUCUGAAUGGUUUGAAUUUCUUGCCUUUCAUUUCCUCCUGCCCUCGCUGGGCACAAUUCCCACUACUAGGCCACUCACAUCUGCAUUUGUCCUGCAGUUGAUGUUUACGCCUCAGGUUUCUGAUGGAAGAGGGAUUUAGUCUACGGGAGGAUGGAUCAGGCUGCAGGAUCAACACUGUGGUUUUGUUAUGUUUUUUUUUUCCAGGCAAAAGAAAGGCAAGAAGUUUAUGCCACAAUAAAUUGGUUCGUUUUUAAGGGGUCACAAGACACUAUUUGUUUAUGGACAUGGAAGGUUCCUAUAUCUCCCAACGUCUUUUUGCCUGACUUCCAGGCUGCGGGUAUCAUUAAGUUUUCACAUAUUAUUUUUACAUUUUACAAGACAUAAGACCUUAGUUAAAAAGAACAGGAAUCGUUAUCUUUGUUAUUAGUGUCUUUCGGUGGAUGGGGGCUCAGGAGAAGUAGAAUUCUGCAAAGUUCUGGUUUUCUCCGUUGUUUCCUCUAGGCAGCUGCCUCUUCAGCUUUGCAGGCGAAGGAAGGCAACACCCCCCCCCAAAAAAUUAAAAAUAAAUAAAUCAAAAGUAUCCCGGAAGUCAACCUCCCAUACUGAGAGAAUGCAAUUGUUAACUCUGCACUAACUCUAUAGAGCAUUCGUCGCCCGCGGCCGACGUUUCUCCACAGUUAGCGGAAGUUCUCCCUCUCCCUGCUUCUUCUCUACCCUUUCCUAUCUCUAGGCAGAUGGGAGAGGGGCGGGCGGGUGUGAUAUUACUUCCGGGAGGAGCUAAGAUGGCGAGCCGCGCGCUGGUGGUGGCGCGAGGAGGGCUCGGCGGCCGUGUUGCCGGUUGGUUAAAGGGCCGCGGGGGGCGGGGGGGGGAGAAGGCAGGGAGGUGGUGGGCGGCGGCGUGUCGGCUGGCGAGGGAGAGCGAAGAGGCAAGAAGCCUCUCCUUAAAGAACUCGUGCAGGAGAGACCCGUGACCUUUUGUGCUUGGCGGGCUGCUACUCGGUUCAUUACGGCCUUUGCCUUAGUGCCGGUCUUGGGGUCUGAGGCAGCGGCGGAGCAGCCCAUCACGUCGAAGCGGGGGGAGGCGGCGUGUGGCAGGAGGAGGGCCCGGCCCUUCCUUCCCCCUGAGUGUGUGAGGCCGGCCCCUCGGUGCAUCCCUCCAGGCUUCUUCCGCGGAUGCUGUCUCUGCUGCUCCUCCCCCACCUGCGGCAAAGAGGCGGUUUCUCCCGGCCCCGGCGAGGUGGUUCCGCCCCUUCGCCCGCCCGAGGGGAGCUCUGAUUCUCAGCACGUGCCAGUCAAUGGUUUAGCGUCAGGGAUGAGCAGGGAGGUAGCAAAGCGUGCGGGUAGCAAACCGUUCAAGGUGGUUGAAACAAAAGAGAUGGUGAGCCUCUCCAAUCUGAGCGGAAAAGGGCAAUAAAAGAAAUAGUAUGGUGCAAUGGUUAGAGUUUUGUUCUGUGGCCUGAUGAGAGACCAGGGUUUGAAUCCCCACUGGGCCACAUAGCUCACCGGGUGACUUUGGGCCUGUCACUGUCUCUCAGCCUAACCUACCUUACAGGAUCAUUGUGAGGAUAAAAUUGGGACUAGGUACACCACUUUUAGCUCCUUAGAAGAGAAGGUGGUAUAUCAAUGCAGCAAAUUAAUACAUAUGGUGAGUGUAAGCAAGUGUAAAGUGAUGCACAAUAGGGCAAUAAAUAAACCUGGAUUUCACAUAUACACACGUUCUUGUAUUCAUUGUGUUGUAUGAGCAAGGUUGUUUCACGGAAUAUAGAGAUCCUGCCCCCUGCCGUACAAGUCAGCAUAUCGGAUGCUAUUAUUCAUAAUGUUUAUUUUAAAAGUGCUUAAGUUCACAUAAAAUUACUUUUUUGCAGCUGUUGUCUCUUGAAGUUUAUGGGCAUAGGCAGAAGAAGGAAAAUUGGGGGAGACAGGGACAUCAGGAUGUGCAAAGAUAAUGUAUUUGUUAUAAAGUGCUGUCUUACGAAAGUGAUCACCCAUUUUGCUUGUGUUUUGCAGGCCUCCGUGGCUGCCUGCCUCGUUAUCUGCAAGGUUUUAUAGCUACGGUAAGAAUUCUGGGCAGUGGUGGGCAAAUUGUUUUGAUUUCUUGCAAGCCACCCAGAGUGGCUGGGGCAACCCAGUCAGAUGGAUGAUGAGGAGGAGGAGGAUGAUUGCUGUGAUAUUAUAGGCAGAGAGGGCUAAAAUUCUGACACUCUUCUUCUGCAGCCGUCCUUGACCUGCCCAGCCUUCCAUGGGCAUACGUUCCUUGUUCGAAGUUUUGCAGUUGAAGCGAAGAAAGUAUUUGUACGAGACAAACCGCACGUCAAUGUUGGAACAAUUGGGCAUGUGGACCAUGGGAAAACUACAUUAACGGCAGCCAUCACCAAAAGUGAGUGUUAGGGGUGGGGGAAUGGUUAUUAUUAUGGAAGAUGAGAUAGGUAGGGUGAGAACAGGCCUAGACCUGAUCAAAACAGCUAGUUGAAGGAAAGUCAGCAGGCAGCCAGGGAGCCAAAUCAAGCCAGCAAGGGCUGACCACCCAGCCUCCAAAAUAGACUCCAUCCCAAAACUGCACAUCAUUGGGAUACACCUCACCUGCUUUCUCUUGAACUCAGAUGCAGGCAAAGGCAAUGUGAACAGCGAUACCUGUGCCUUAGUUGCUCAUUUCAGAUGCUCACUCCCUUGCACAUGUUAGGGUGUGAGAAAAUGGGCACCUUUGGUGUCCAAAGGAAGGGGCCAAACCUCAGUUGCUGUUCAGACUAGAGAAGGGAGUUCAAGAGCCCUUUAGCUCUGCCUGCUGACCUGUUCCCAUACCAGCUAAGACACCGAUAGUCCUUGCAGGCCUUUCAGAUUUGAUCAGUUAAAAACAUUGCUUCUUUUCCCCCUUCUUCAAAAAAUGCUACUGAGUAAGACACUAGAUCAAUCUUUUUUGGGGAGAAACUCAAGAACCUUGUUUACCCCUUCUGCUGUUAUUUCCAGUUUUGGCAGAUACUGGAAGCGCCAAGUUCAAGAAAUAUGAAGAAAUUGAUAAUGCACCCGAAGAGAAGGCACGUGGGAUCACCAUCAAUGCCUCCCAUGUUGAAUAUUCAACAGCUAACCGCCAUUAUGCCCACACAGACUGCCCUGGGCAUGCCGAUUAUGUUAAGGUAUGUGUGAGGAACUGGGAAUCCAUGAAAGCCCUGAACACACUCAUGAUCCUCAUCCAGAAUACCUGUUGAUGGCACAUGCCAUUAAAAAAAAAAGAAUUCUUGGAGGAUUUCCAAGAUCUAGAAAACUUCCAAGCCAUAUCAAACAUAGGAGCGUGGUUUUUCAAAGUAGUUCACGUUUUGGAGAUACCACAGCCUGACAUGUUUCCCAUGUCUUCUUUGUAGAACAUGAUCACAGGAACAGCGCCACUAGAUGGCUGCAUCCUCGUCGUAGCUGCAACAGAUGGACAGAUGCCACAGACAAGGGAGCAUCUUUUGCUUGCCAAACAGGUGAGUCUGUGGUCUUGGAAUGGAAUAGGGUAGAGAUGGUUUGGGUGAUCUAGUACAUACUUCUGAGAAUAUGAUGGGUGCUUCUGUCAAGCAGGGCUGGAAGUCUUGAGAAGGGAGCAAUGUACAUGUGGGUCACCCUUGUUUUCUUCCCUACCACCUCAGAUAGGAGUGAAGCAUGUUGUAGUGUACAUCAACAAAGCUGAUGCAGUCGAUGAUGCAGAGAUGUUGGAGCUGGUAGAGCUGGAGAUCCGCGAGCUGCUCACAGAAUUUGGCUACAAUGGGGAAGAAACGCCUGUUAUCUCAGGCUCCGCUCUGUGCGCCUUGGAGGUCAGUGGUGCACACACACAUUUUGUCUUGAGUGUCAUUCCUUAGCAGGAAUUCUUCCAUUGCUUAAUCAUUUAUAUCACCACCUUCCAUUCCUGUUCCUUGCAGCACCGAAAUCCAGAGCUGGGCUUGAACUCCAUCAUGAAACUGCUGGAUGCAGUGGAUACACACAUUCCUGUGCCACAGCGGGAGCUUGAUAAACCCUUCCUGCUUCCCAUAGAGCAUGUUCACUCCAUACCAGGUACUAAGCUUCAUAGGUUGCCCCCAUUUGCUUUUAAGGGAGGUGCAGCAAGGGAGGAUCCUGUAGGGCUGUCUGGCUGUCCUGUAUAGCUUCAUUUGACUGCUUUAUUCCAGGCCGAGGCACUGUGGUAACUGGUACACUUGAGCGUGGCAUUAUCAAGAAAGGAGAUGAUUGCGAAUUUGUAGGGCACAACCGGGACUUGCGCUCAGUGGUAACCGGUAAGUCCUUUAGAUUUUCUGCAAGACUCGUCAACUUCCUGGUCUCCCCCUGCCUUCCAAGUUUGGUAGAACAGGGAUAAAACACCUUAUGUGAAAAUGGCGGUCAUGGCAAAGGACAGUUAUGGUUGGGUGGGGGAACUCCCCAGAAAGUUUGCAAAUGGUAAUGGCACUCCUUUUGACUUCAGGUAUUGAGAUGUUCCACAAACAAUUGGAACGGGCAGAGGCUGGUGAUAAUUUGGGCGCUUUGGUGCGGGGGCUGAAGAGAGAGGAUAUACGGCGGGGGAUGGUUAUGUGCAAGCCCGGCUCCAUCAAGCCGCACCAGAAGGUCGAGGCUCAGGUAAGCAGGCAGGACAGAUUUGCAAAUAAUUUAUAAGACCUAACCUAAGGAACCUCCUCACCCACUAUAUCCCUGCCUGGUAACCGCGCUCCUCAUACGGGGCCCUGCUGAGAGUACUGCGUGGCUCAGAGGUGCACUUAACCUGCACUAGGAACUGGGCUUUUAGUUUUGCAGCUACAUGAAUUGGGAAUCAAUUAACCACCAAAAUCAGGCAGGCACCUAGCAGGGUGUUUAGGCGCUUAAUGAAAGUCAUUUUUUGUUCAGGAAGGCUUUCCCUGAGGAUGUAAUCCAGUCAUUUAUGGAAGAUCAGUGUUGUCUAAUGGAAGUGGGUUUCUUUUGUUUGCAUGGAUGUUUUUGUUUUUAGUAAGUUGAUGUUAUUGCUUUUAAAGAUGGUGUUUGAUUCUGUUUUUAUCAUGACCACUGCUUCAGUGGCUUCAUGCUAUGAAGCAGUCUAUAAAUUUGUGUAAUUAUGAUGGGACACUUUCACAUUCCGUAAAAUAAUGGUUUAAUUUGGAGCUCACAUUGAUCGUCCAGACAAGGCAAACAAGUCACUUCUCCUUCCCAGGUUUACAUCCUGAGCAAAGAAGAAGGUGGUCGUCACAAGCCCUUUGUUUCUAACUACACACCUGUUAUGUUUUCUCUGACCUGGGACAUGGCCUGCCGUGUAGAAUUGCCUGCAUCAAAGGUUUGUCUGACACUUGCUGCCCCCCUCCCCCCUUUCCAGCAGCCUCUUGCUUCCUAUAAGCAUUGCUGAAGUGACUUAUAGAACCCACAUUAGAGAAUAGCUCUUGAUCUGCUUUGCUUCUGAUGCUUAUAACUGAAAACUGGUACAACUACUGCAAUAUCUUACAGGUCUUAUUCCCUCUUCCUUAGGAAAUGGUGAUGCCAGGUGAAGACACCUCCAUUAUUUUGACAUUGCGGCAGCCCAUGGUUUUGGAAGAGGGGCAGAGAUUCACGCUACGGGAUGGACACAGAACCAUUGGCACUGGAGUUGUCACAAAAACACUGUCAGUAACUGCAGAAGAUAAGGCGAAGUGGGAAACUUAAGUAUAUUCCUCAGAAGCAUGCUUGUGAGGCAUUUCAGGCCACUGAACAUGUAGAACACAUGAAACCAGGAGUUAAGCGCAUUGCAGAAAGAGGAAGGAUAUAUGUUGAAAGCUUCACAAGCUAUGAGCGGUUUCUUGGAAUAAAGCCCCUUGCUGCUGAAAUUAUACCCUUACUAAAGUAAGUGGUUAGCCUUAUCACCUUGGCUGAGGCGAGAAAAGCCUAAUGUAUUCUGUUCAUUUCAAGGGUGGGUGGGGAGGGCAAGUUGGUUAAAUAAAAGAAUGGAAAGCU
Molecule: messenger RNA, 6283 nt
Organism: Podarcis lilfordi (Lilford's wall lizard)
Lineage: Eukaryota; Metazoa; Chordata; Lepidosauria; Squamata; Lacertidae
Source: the annotation of a GenBank genome assembly